ACCCCGUCUGCUGUCAGUUUUUUUUUCUUUGCUAAGUUUUGGAUGGGGGGCCAGAAACGUCUAUAUUUUGACUUGCUUCGGCAUCACCGUUAUACAGCAUUAACAUUUGUUUCAUUGACAACAAACUUACUGAAACACCUCUUCACACUCCGCGUCAGUCUUCUCAGUGUGUUUGAUUGAGAUGUAUGAGUGUCAAGGGAGCCAAUCAAGCCGCUGCUUGUCACUGCUACUUGCUGAGGUGACCCCCCUAUUCACCAUUCAGUCGGCACGCACAGCGCACGGGGGCGACGUUGGGCACACUUCACCGCGCUGGUCACACAGGCUGCGCUGGCGACGUGGAGAAGGUGCGAGGGAGCCGUUCUCCAUCCCCGACUGCGUUCAUUUCCGUCCGCUUCUCUCUCUCUCUCGCUGCGUUUUGGACGAGAACAUUUUGUCGAAGAAAGAAAGAGAGGCAUUAGAAGGAGACUAAACCCUGCGUACCAACAGCAACGGAAGAAACCGGGAAGCGAUACCAACACCCGCAGCACGCCGCAACCAUGGACUACGGACACCACCGCCACCACCACCGCCGCCGUUCCACUGUGACCCUCGCCACCUUCCUCGUGGCGUCUGUAGCAAAGAUGGCGCUGUGCACGGGACACGUCGAGUUCCAACUCGUGUCGCUCGUCAACGCGCACGGGGAACUCCACAGCGGGGAAUGUUGCGCUGGCGAGAGGCCCCGGGCCGGCGCGGCUUGCCCGCAGCAGUGCCGCACGUCCGUGUUGCUGUGCCUGCGGCAGUACCAGCAGGCGUCGAGCCUGCUCGGCAAGAGCGGCCCCUGCGUGCUGGGCAACGGCUCGACCCCCGUGAUCGGAGGGAAUAACUUCACGUUGCUCGGCAACGUCAGGGACGAGCGCGCGGGGCGAAUCUCCAUCCCCUUCAAGUUCGCGUGGCCGAGGGAGUACGUGCUGAUCCUGGAGGUGGUCGACAAUGACGCCCAUGCUGCUGCUGCUACUGCUGGUGGCAGCGGUGGCAGCAGCAGCGGCAGCAGCAGCACGGGGUCCGACGCGCAGCUGAUCACGCGGGUCACCCACGCGGGCAUGAUCAACCCGGGCGACCAGUGGCACGAGCACUCGGCGGUGGGCACGCGCGCCGUCAGGGUGCACUACCGCCUGCGGGUGCUGUGCGACGAGCACUACUUCGGCACCAACUGCAAACGGCUGUGCAAACCGCGCGACGACUACUUCGGCCACUACGCGUGCGAAUCCAAUGGCAACGUGGUCUGCCUCGAGGGCUGGACGGGUGGCGACUGCAAGGAAGCCAUUUGCAGACAAGGAUGCAGCGCCGAGCAUGGGCAGUGUGACAAUCCAGGGGAUUGCAAGUGCCAGUAUGGCUGGCAGGGCCAUUUCUGUGACCAGUGCAUCCCAUACACAGGCUGUGUACACGGCAGCUGCAGCAAUCCCUGGGAGUGUCGAUGCCACACCAACUGGGGUGGCCUGUUCUGCGACAAAGACCUCAACUACUGUGGCAACCACCAGCCGUGCCGCAAUGGAGGCAGCUGCUCCAAUGUGCAGCCGGACAGCUUCAAGUGUGACUGCCAGAAGGGCUACCACGGCGUGAGCUGCGAGAUCGUCGACGACACGUGGUGCGCCAACGGUGGCUCCGGGGUGGGGUCGCCCUCGGGCUUCAAGUGCCUCUGUGCCCUGGGAUGGACCGGAGCCAACUGCCACGAUGACAUUGACGAGUGCGCGUCGAGCCCUUGCGGUCAUGGAGGGACCUGUCUCAACCUGGUGAACGGGUUCAGCUGCACGUGCCCUCCACAGUGGACGGGGCACACCUGUCUCCUGGAUCAGGACGAGUGCGAUGACAACCCUUGCGUUCACGCGCGCUUCUGCAAGAACCUUUUCGGAGGCUACUACUGCGGUUGCCUGCCCGGGUGGACUAGACAGAAUUGUGACAUUGCUGUCAAUGACUGUGAGGGGAAGUGCUUAAAUGGAGGAGCAUGCAAGGACCUGACCAACGAUUACAGCUGCGAGUGCAAGCCGGGCUACACGGGCAGACGCUGUGAGACGGAGGCGGACGAGUGUGCUGCGAGCCCGUGCCUCAACGGCGGCCAGUGCAGGGACGCCAUCGAUUCCUACUACUGCGUUUGCACGGACGGCUUUGCCGGCGACAGCUGCCAACUGCACGUGGAAGUCUGCGUCCCGAACCCGUGCCAGAACGGGGCCCGGUGUGAGAACCUCCCCACGGGCGACUACUUCUGCCACUGCUCGGAGAACUUUGAAGGAACAAAUUGCACCCUGCUGAAGGACCAUUGCCUCACCUCGCCCUGCCAGGACAGAAUGGUGUUCACCGUGAGUGGUGCGCUGGGCUUCCUGCUGCUGCUGGCCACGCUGCUCCUCUGCCUGUGCUGCAUGCGGAGGAUACGAAACCGCCGGUCACCUCACCUCGACAAGGUGAACAACAAGGACAAGGUCACGGAGCCGCUCGACAAGGUCGUAAUCCGCAACCCAAUCGGUGGCGGUGGCGGCGGUGGUGGCGGUCAGAACAACAAGCGGCUCGAGAAAAAUGUAUGCCUUAUGGGAAAAAUGUCAACACACAAAAUCGAGCUGGAGGAAAUCGACAAGCUUGGAUUUAACAAUAAAGCGACGAUGGGCUACGGCGCCGGAUCGCUGGCCACGCCCGAGGAGCAACCGCUGAAGUCGAAGUAA
Lethenteron reissneri (Far Eastern brook lamprey) is the source of this 2690-nucleotide messenger RNA. Its product is annotated as protein jagged-1b-like. The record is from RefSeq and is a predicted model, not a curated record. Gene Ontology annotation, molecular function: calcium ion binding. Gene Ontology annotation, biological process: multicellular organism development; establishment or maintenance of epithelial cell apical/basal polarity; heterophilic cell-cell adhesion. Lineage: Eukaryota; Metazoa; Chordata; Hyperoartia; Petromyzontiformes; Petromyzontidae. Gene Ontology annotation, cellular component: protein-containing complex; plasma membrane.